Molecule: messenger RNA, 930 nt
Organism: Prorocentrum cordatum
Lineage: Eukaryota; Dinophyceae; Prorocentrales; Prorocentraceae
Source: the annotation of a GenBank genome assembly
AUGAUACGGGAGAGGCGCUCCAAGAAGAAGUACGAGGAGGCCACCCAGAAGCACAAGGAUGACCCAGACAACGACCCAGAGCCUGCAAAAGCACACGCCAAAGUCACGAUUUCUAACAAGGGUACCUUCAUCGGCCUCGGGAACUUCAUGCAGGCGCAAGGGGAAAGGGCGUUUCUCGCGCUGCACGAGGGGAAGGCGUGGCUACAGCAGACCUUCGAUUACGGGCCAGGCGGUGGCAUCGAUGAUCUGAACCAGAUUCACGAUCAUGAUUUGUACAAGAACCACCCUUGGAACACGCAGAACCGUUUCUCGGUGCGGAACCCGCACUUGUGCGGAGUGGUCAUGAAGCACACCGAUGAAGUGCACGAGCAAACACAAAAGCCCGACACACCAACAGGCAUGAUGAGAUUCCUGACUGGCCACUUCACCGCCGUUGUGAACAAUAUCCUACCCGAUGUACCAGCACCUCAAGUGGCGCGCCCCCCGGAGGAAUACCCAGACUACUUCGACGACUUGGAAUGCGACCAUGUAGCGACCGCGAUCGGGAAGGUGAUGCUGACGGCAUCGGCGCUGCACGCACGAGGGGAGGAGCGCCCGGACGAAAAUAACAAUAAUAACAGGUACUCCAAGGUGCGGAGAACGCGAUUUCUGCCGUGGGCCGAGGACGCGAGGGAACACGUCCGCAAGCAAUUCAACACGGCUGCGGACUACGCGCGGGAGGAGGCGCGCGCGUCGAAGGGCGCGGGCGAAGACAGUGGAUCUGCGAAUGCGCGGAAGGACAUGACGAGGGCGCCCCAGUUCAUCCCCCCUUUGAACAUAGGUGACAAGGAGAUGACUGGCGAGGAGAUCGCGAAUUGCCUCGGGGAGGACACGGCGCCUCAUGAUUUCGUGGACCCCGUGGACCAGGACGCCGUCGCCCCAGAGAUUUAG